Molecule: messenger RNA, 1326 nt
Organism: Aspergillus viridinutans
Lineage: Eukaryota; Fungi; Ascomycota; Eurotiomycetes; Eurotiales; Aspergillaceae
Product: putative iron-sulfur cluster-binding protein
Exons: 5
Coding region: 1-1326 (441 amino acids)
Molecular function (GO): 2 iron, 2 sulfur cluster binding
Source: RefSeq, a predicted model, not a curated record
AUGGAGGCUCUGAUCUCGCCUACACCAAUACUUGUAGCACUGUUGACUGCCAUCGCCUUCAUAUGUCGAGCCUGGCCUCGUGGGAUAUACCCUAAGACGCUCUUCAUAGGCCAAUCUGAGCCACCUCAUCAAGUCUCAAGAGCCGAUGACACACAAGCUGUCUGUAAGGAAUCGGAUUUUCCUAAAAACUGGCUGAAUAGCAAUGAUAUUUUCCAACUCGAACGGCGCGCGGUGUUCAGCAAGUCGUGGCUGUAUCUUUCUCACCGCAGCCAGUUCACAAAACCUGGCGAUUAUCAGUCCUUCGAAGUGGCCAGCUUCCCCAUCUUCCUCAUCCUGGGAAAAGAUGGUGAGAUCAGAGCUUUCCACAAUGUUUGUCGCCAUAGAGCGUACACGGUCGCGAAUAAAGAGCGCGGAAGUUCUACCGUUCUCGGAUGUCGCUACCAUGGCUGGAGCUACAACACAAAAGGCGAGCUUAUCAAAGCCCCUCAUUUUGACAAUGUACUUGGUUUCGAUAGAUCACAGAACAGCCUGUUUGCUAUUCAUGUUCAGCAGAGCACCGACGGCUUCAUCUUUGUGAAUCUCGAAGGCGAUGCGCCAGGUGAGCUGCUAGAGACCGAUUGUCUGACCGACUUCGUGGAAUGUAAUGGAGCUAUAGCCCAGUCACGCUGGAUUGGGGGUAAGGUUAUCGAAGGAGGAUUCAAUUGGAAAAUGGCUGUCGUAUCUGAGAAGCAGUUCGGUACAACUGCAAUAUUGCCCGAACUUGUGCGACUUGUGCGUUCAGCUCUUUUAGCAAGAAUCAAGCAUCAUUUGGACGGGAAGGCUGCAGGAGACUCUGAUACUCUGCUAUUUCCCAAUGUCUCGUUUCAUACCAUCAAGAAUACCAGAUAUUGGUACUCCCUAAGCUUCCAUCCGGCGUCUGAGCGAAAGACGCUGAUCCGAUACGAUCUGUACUGCUUCCAGAACACGGAGGGCGAUGUCAAUUCUCAGUUGAUUUCAGAUAAGCUCAUUGAGAUGAUAACGGAACAAGUCACCGAAAUGGAGAGCCAAUAUCAGUUACAAGCCAGGGCAGCUGAGGAUGGCUCCCAGGGAGGUGUGAUAGCAACGACCACUGAAGAUAGGGAUUUUCGCUUUCGCCUUGGCAAGUCAAAUUUGCAAAAAAUGAUUCUCGAGCAGCUGGAAAGGCAUACUAAGCUCGAAAAGCUGCAAGGGAUGGAAGUGCAUCCUGCGAUGAGGCAGUCGCGAAUGACGCCAAAGUCCCAGCAGGCCGACCGACUUUGCAGAGAGCUCGAAUGUCGUGGCGAGAAAUUCCCAAGUCUGGCCUGGUAG